AUAGAAGGAUUAAGGAAAACAAAAAACUGGUUAAGGACAACGAAAGCUAGGGUGCUGCAGGCUCUCUCUCCCUCUCUCACUUUUCUCUCACUUGGUCUUCAUUUCAAAGGGUUGGUGGUGGUGAGUUGAGGUUGUGGGUUGGAAGCCGGAGGCCAUGGCAAGCUUUGCAAGCACCACGCAAAAGUGUACAGCCUGCGAAAAGACUGUGUAUCUGGUUGAUCGGUUGGCCGCCGAUUCCAGAAUUUACCACAAGGCCUGCUUCCGAUGCCACCACUGCAAGAGUACCCUCAAGCUCAUCAACUAUUGUUCAUUUGAGGGGGUUCUCUACUGCAGGCCUCACUAUGAUCAACUCUUCAAGCGAACUGGCAGCCUGGACAAGAGUUUUGAAGGAACACCAAAAGUCGUAAAGCCAGCAAGACCUUCUACGGAAAAUGAGAAUGCCAAGUCAGUCUCAAACUUGUUUGCCGGUACCAGAGAUAAAUGUGUGGGCUGUGAGAAAACUGUUUAUCCAAUUGAGAAGGUUUCCGUCAACGGGACUCCAUACCACAAGAGUUGCUUCAAAUGCAGCCAUGGAGGUUGCACCAUAAGCCCAUCCAAUUACAUUGCACAUGAAGGAAAGCUCUACUGCAAACACCACCACAUCCAACUCUUCAAGGAGAAAGGAAAUUACAGCCAGCUCGAGAACGAACACGAAAAGCUUACAAUGACUGAGCAAGCCACUCAUAUGGAGAUUGCUGCUGAAUCAUGAUCACCAUCUCUUUCUCCUUGUGUGACUUCCACCAUUUAUGUCGUUGGUAUGUCUUGUUUUGUUUCUUGAUCAUUAUUCAUGGGCACUCGGAUGUAUCGCGAGAUUGAAUGUAUUCGGGUAUGAACGGUUUGCUUUGACGGUUUUUACUGCAGCAUUUUAAAACAUUUGUCGUCGCUAUUUUUCAGUUU
This is a messenger RNA of Malus domestica (apple), 936 nucleotides long. RefSeq names its product LIM domain-containing protein WLIM1-like. Gene Ontology annotation, biological process: actin filament bundle assembly. Lineage: Eukaryota; Viridiplantae; Streptophyta; Magnoliopsida; Rosales; Rosaceae. Gene Ontology annotation, molecular function: actin filament binding. The record is from RefSeq and is a predicted model, not a curated record. Gene Ontology annotation, cellular component: plasma membrane; actin cytoskeleton.